Messenger RNA from Cylicostephanus goldi, 2712 nucleotides. The record is from the annotation of a GenBank genome assembly. Lineage: Eukaryota; Metazoa; Nematoda; Chromadorea; Rhabditida; Strongylidae.
CUGUUACUUCAGAUCAAAAAAUGUGCGCUCAACGAUACUGGUGACUACAAAAUCGAGGUCAAAAAUGAGGCUGGUAAAGCUUCUAGCAGCGGAAAACUGACUGUGGAACCAAAGCUAACAUUCCUCAAACCGUUGAAAGACCAGGAAAUCACCGAGGGUGAAAAUGCUGAGUUCCAAGUGGAAACGAAUGCCAAGCCAAGAACAGUCAAAUGGUACAAAAAUGGUAGAGAAAUUGCUCCGGAUGCUCGAUUCGUAGUCUCCGAAGAGGAUACCAAGUUCAAGCUUGUCAUCAAGAAUGCAGUUCGCGAAGAUGCCGCAGAGUAUAAGGUUGUCCUAAGCAACUCUGCUGGCGAUGCCGACUCAUCCGCUAAGCUUACCGUCAAGAAAGCCAAACCUGGUGUACCCAGGAUUCUCAAGGGUCUGGAGGAUCAGGUCGCCGCCAAAGGUGCUGCGCUCAUCUUUGAAGUCAAAGUAGAUGGUGAAGUUGAGGAAGUUAGAUGGGCAAAGGAUUCCGUACCAAUCUCUGCCGGAGCCAAUGCCAUCAUCGAGAAGGUUGAUGAUAAGACAUAUCGACUGACCAUUCCUAAAGCAGAUCUGGGUGAUGCUGGCCAUUAUACCGUUGAAGCUAUCAACGAGUCCGGAAAGGCAGCCUCUGAUGCUAAAGGAGAAGUUGACGAGAAACCCGAAAUCGUCAAAGGCCUCAAUGACACUGAAGUAUCUCAAGACGACGAUGAAGUGUUCAAAGUUGAAGUUUCUAAACCAGUUCGAACUGUUAAAUGGUACAAAAAUGGCCAAGAACUCAAAUCAUCGCCUCAUAUGGAACAGAAGAAGAUCAGCCCUAAGAAAUACGAACUUGCUAUCAAUAGAGCACAGAUGGAUGAUGGCGCUACCUACAAGGUUGUCCUCGCAAAUGCUGCUGGUGAAUGUGAUUCUUCCGCUCAACUUACUGUCACUAAGCCAAACAUCUUGAAAGUGCUGGAAGGUCUCAAGGAUGUUGAUGCUGCAAAACCAAAGCAAGUGGUAACACCUGCAAAUUUCCUAUCACCACUACAAGACACCGAAGUUGUCGAGGGUGAGACACUUCUACUGAAGUGCGUGGUUGGUGGUGAACCAUUCCCCGAACUUGUUUGGACCAAAGACGGUGUGGAAAUCGAGAAAGAUGACCGCAUCGCGAUGCGCGUCGCGCUUGACGGAACAGCUACCCUACGCAUCUACGAUGCUAAAAAAUCCGACUAUGGUCAAUAUCGUAUCACUGCAAAGAAUGAGGGAGGAACACAGACCAGUGCAUGCCAGGUUACCGUGAAAGAAAAGGGUGAAGAACCAUCAAAGCCAAGGUUCCUCAACGAUCAACCUCUAAAGAUGGAUGAUCGCGUCACUGUAGAAGAUCUUGGAGCAGGGAACUAUUGUUUGCGACCUGGCCGUGAACCUGGAGAUGACCGCUAUCCACCCAGAUUCAAUGUACCACUAUGGGAUAGACGUAUUCCGCUCAAUGAUCCAUUAUCAAUCGAAUGUCAUGUCGAUGCCAAACCGACGGCUACGAUCGAAUGGUUCAAAGAUGACAAGAAGCUUGAAUCCAGUGAACUAGUAGAGAUUCGAAACACUUCGGAUGGAGCGUGCCGUGUAAGGAUAGCACGAUUUGGUCACGAUGAAGUCGGUGUGUACAAGUGUGUGGCUACAAACCCACUUGGUGUAGCUGACACUAGGUCGACAUACACUGUAGAAGGUAAUUUUUUACCUGCGGGGACCAUGCUUGAGCAAGAAGAAGUCGUUGAAAGGAAAGAAUAUGCGCCAAGAUUCAAUCCUGGACUUGAGGAUAAAACUGUCAACGCUGGACAAAGCACUAGGCUUAGCUGUAAAGUUGAUGCUGUACCAAAAGCUGGUAUUGUUUGGUACAAAGACGGUUUACCAAUCCGAUCUGGUGGACGAUUUAAUAUCACUCUCGCUGAUGAUGGUACCUGCACCCUGGACAUCAGGGAUGCUGUCGAAGGCGAUGAAGGUGCCUACAGAUGUGUAGCCAGCAAUGAGCAUGGAUCUACUAAUACAAGCUGUUUGUUGACUGUAAAAGUGCCAAAAGCCGAGGCCAAGAAGGAGGGAGAAGAGCCAUUCUUUACCAAAGGUCUUGUUGAUAUGUGGAAGGAUCGUGGCGAGACGUUUACCCUAAAAUGCGCCGUGAAAGGCGAUCCGUUCCCGGAGAUCAAAUGGUAUCGUAAUGGUACACUUCUUCGAGACACCCCACGUAGUAUUAUUGAAACCUCACCAGAUGGCACAUGCAGCCUGACUGUCAAAGACUGUACAAUGAGCGAUGAAGGCAUCUAUCGCUGUGAAGCUGAGAACAAAUAUGGAAAGGCCAAAACACAAGCCACUACCCAUGUCCAGAUGUCGAUUGGCAAAGGCGAAGCGCCUAAACUUGAAAUGGGCUCACCACCCAAAUUUAUCAUACCGCUUGAAGAUCAGACUGUAAUACUAAAUGGAACUAUCGAUCUGGAAUGCAAGGUUACUGGACAACCAAUGCCACAAGUGAAGUGGUCCCGCGAUGGUGGUCCCAUCUGGGAAGAUUCACGAUAUGAAUGGGAAGUCGAUGAAGCUAAGGGAUUGUAUCAUUUGCGAAUAACGUCAGCUACUGUAAAUGAUGAAGGAACAUACCGAUGUGUGGCUACUAAUGAGUCUGGAUCAGCUACAACAAAGUCUUUCGUUAGGAUAGAUGGUGGGUAG